AUGUUCGCCCUCUCCGAAGAGUCCAAGGAGCGCAUUGGCAAGAUCAUUGAGAUCUCCCGUAUUGCCAUUCACUACGGCUACCUCCCUCUCGUUCUCUACCUCGGCUACACCCGCAGCGAGCCUCGUCCCGCCUUCAUCCGGCUUGAGAUAUUUUGGAUGCUAGCCAACAUUUGGGGGAUGACACACCGGAUCACUGGCAAUGGUGAUGAGGAAAAUGCAGGCCGCGGCUCCGGCGCAUUGUACAACUACAUAUGUAAUCAAAUGAAACCUCUCUGA
Messenger RNA from Colletotrichum scovillei, 276 nucleotides. Its product is annotated as TOM7 family protein. Bases 1 to 276 code for a protein of 91 amino acids. Lineage: Eukaryota; Fungi; Ascomycota; Sordariomycetes; Glomerellales; Glomerellaceae. Gene Ontology annotation, cellular component: mitochondrial outer membrane translocase complex. Gene Ontology annotation, biological process: protein import into mitochondrial matrix. The record is from RefSeq and is a predicted model, not a curated record. The transcript is spliced from 5 exons.